Molecule: messenger RNA, 731 nt
Organism: Camelina sativa (false flax)
Lineage: Eukaryota; Viridiplantae; Streptophyta; Magnoliopsida; Brassicales; Brassicaceae
Source: RefSeq, a predicted model, not a curated record
UAGGGAUUUGGAAUGGGAUAAGGAUAGCUUCGAUGGACGGGAGUAUCAUUCCUCUGAGAAUGAUGAGGAGUAUAUGGACAAGGAAUUCGAGAAGAAAGCCCGACUUUACCGUCGCACGGUCAUCGAAACCAAGGGUUUUUUCGAGCCAAGUGACAAAUUCCCACCUUACCUCUGGGCUGGGAUUGCUACAGUCCCGGGUCUUGAUGACAAAAUGCGUCGAGGUAUCACAGUUCGUCAGUUCCUAGCAAACAUGGUAUCUCUUUGUCUUGACAAAUAUAACAAAGAAAAGGGAUUUAAUGUGAUUCUCGAGCAUGUUUUGAGGGCUAAUUUCAAUCCAGGGGGCUGCACAAAGUACUACAUCACUUUUGCUGCUAGAGAGUUUGACUCUCCUGAUGCACCUCUAGUUGAGUAUCAAGCUAAAGUGGCUUGGUCUGCUGGCAUUACUUAUCCCAUCCUUUGCAGACCCACUUCUCCACCAAAAUUCGUUGAAAGAGAUCAAAUGAAAGAGGUAGCCGACGAGGUGAUGGAAGAAAGCAGUUGAAGAAUUUCACAAGGCUGUUUUCUUUAACGACUCUACUAAGUAGGAUUGUGUAUAUUACCCCGAUCUUUCUGAAUGUCGCUUAAGUUUAUUUCGUUGAUUGAGAUUCAUACUCCAUUUCUUAUCUUUUGCGUUGACCUUGAAGUAGAUUUUGACGACAUUAUUUCAAAUAUAUAAAACAUCUGUUUUGGUC